Gloeophyllum trabeum ATCC 11539 is the source of this 399-nucleotide messenger RNA. Its product is annotated as mitochondrial cytochrome c oxidase subunit VIa. Bases 1 to 399 code for a protein of 132 amino acids. Gene Ontology annotation, molecular function: enzyme regulator activity. Gene Ontology annotation, cellular component: mitochondrial inner membrane. NCBI's taxonomy places the organism in Eukaryota, Fungi, Basidiomycota, Agaricomycetes, Gloeophyllales, Gloeophyllaceae. The transcript has 5 exons. Gene Ontology annotation, biological process: mitochondrial electron transport, cytochrome c to oxygen. The record is from RefSeq and is a predicted model, not a curated record.
AUGUCUGCUGCCCUCGCCCGUUACGCUACGCGUUCGCUGUUUCGCUCGGCUGCCCGCGCGCGCGGGUACGCCACCGUCGAGGUCCAGCCGACACAGGAGUGGAUCGCGAAGCGCGAGGCCGUCAGGCAUCACGCUGAAGAGACUACCCAGCUCUGGAGAAGGGUCAGCUACUUCAUCUGCGCCCCCGGAAUCAUCGUAACCGCCAUCUGGGUCCGUAACGUCGAGGCUGAGCAUGAGGCGCAUGAGGAGCACCUCAAGGAGGAGCACGGCGGCGAGCUCCCCGAACCUCCUGCGUACGACUACAUGAACAAGCGCGUGAAGCCCUUCCCUUGGGGAAACAACACUCUUUUCUUCAACCCCAAGAAGAACAAGGACAUGAACCAGGCUGCUGAGGAAUAG